This is a messenger RNA of Pocillopora meandrina, 2179 nucleotides long. Lineage: Eukaryota; Metazoa; Cnidaria; Anthozoa; Scleractinia; Pocilloporidae. The record is from the annotation of a GenBank genome assembly.
CAUGCACUGUGGGCUCAACUAUGGCGGACAUUUCGACUUUCAUAAAAAGACAACUUUUUCGAAGGAAUGAAACUUUUCUGCUACUUCUUCUAUUUGUUGCGUUAAUAUUCGUAUUCCUACUCAACCAGAAAGUCGGCUGUGAUGUGAAGAAUGACUCGCUUCCCCAGAAGGCCAUCAAAGCAAAUGAACAGUCAAUACCAGUGGAAUUAGAAACGUUUCUAUUUAUUAUGAUCUUAACAGCUCCUAAUGGCAAAGAAAGACGAGAUGCUAUGCGGAAAACAUGGCUUUCUAAUCUAGAAACUCUUCAUUCAUCGGUAGUUCCAAGAUUUGUGAUUGGAAUAAAGGAAUUAUCUCUAGAGGACAUGAAAAAUGUGGAAGAAGAAAACACUCGACAUCACGAUAUUAUAUUUCUUCCAGAACUUAAAGAUGCGUACAAGGACCUACCCAGCAAAGUUUUGCAAGCACUCAAAUGGAUCGAUCAGCAUGCGAAUUUUUCAUAUCUUCUUAAGGUUGAUGAUGAUAGUUUUGUACGGUUGAAUGUUAUCCUCAAUGAGCUCCAAAGCACAUAUUCAAUGAAAAGAUUGUACUGGGGUUUCUUUCGUGGAGAUGCACAUGUGAAAUUUACAGGUCCGUGGGCUGAAAAAAAUUGGAAUCUCUGCGACAGAUACUUGCCUUAUGCGCAAGGGGGUGGUUAUGUACUCUCUAGAGAUCUGGUCAAUUUUAUUGCUCGAAACUCAGAUUUCUUGCAAAAAUUUAACAGUGAAGAUGUAUCUGUAGGUAAGUGAAGCAUGUUUAGAGAUGGUAAGUAAAGUAGGUUUUUUUUAUUUUGGCAUCAUAAAACAGGCUAGUAUGGCCUAAGAUCCUUCCUAAGCACUUUUUCCUAUGAACAUUAAAAGGGAUGUUCAUCUGGGAAGUUGGUUCAGUCAGGUUUACAAGAUUCUGUAUUUUGUCAUUGAGAUCCAAGUAAACAGGGUAUUAUAAGUCUAAAAACUUUGGAAUACUUCAGGUAAGACCAUGAAAUAUCCCACCUGGCUCACCUCUCUAACGGAGCUGAAAUUUCCCUUGUAAGUAGUACAUCUCAGUUGCUAAACAAGCAUUUCCUGUAUGAACAAAACACAGAAUUUUGCUUGUGUGCUGGACCCAACUGCUGUAACCAGAAAUCACAGAAUGAAAGAAAAGCAAAACUAUUGCAAUCAGAGAUUACUUACAACGCUCAAUUGGUAAUUGUUCUAAUAUACAGGCUAAGGAAAAAUCUGCAGUUGGAUGUUUUGGGUAUCAUCUGAUGUAAAGGAAAUUACAAAUGGACGAAUGACAGUGGUGAUUAUGUUAUUACUGACGAGGUGUGAUACUAUAUUAUUCAAGGUUAUUCUCAAAGUAAUCCACCUUGAUUUUAGGAACAUGGCUGGCUCCUCUCCAAGUUAAUAGAGUCCAUGACUACAGAUUUGACACUGAAUAUCGUUCAAGAGGUUGCAAUAACCUUCACAUUGUUAGUCAUAAACAGUCUGUUUCUGAUAUGUACCAAAAACAUCGCCAAUUGCAAAAGGAUGGAAAGCUUUGUCAUCAAGAAACUCAUCUCAUGAACUCAUUCAUUUAUAAUUGGAGUGUGCCACCAACAAAAUGUUGUAAACGAAUGGGAGGUAUACCUUGAGACUGAUUUUUGACAGGGUAAGGGACAAAAAAUAAUUUAUAGUUAUGAUUAUUAUACAAGUCAUGGCUGUCUCUAUCUCAUUCCUAGCUGGCUACAAGCUUGCAGCUGAAAAUCAUUAUCUUCCUUUUUUUCACAGGUUAUCUUUACAGGCAAUAGUUUUAUUCUAUUCUUGUUAAAGUAAGGUUAAAAUGGCUUCAAAAAACAUAUAGUUUUCAACCAAUAAUGUUGCAGAAAUUCUUGGAUUCAGUUUUGGCAAGAAUUAUCAUGGCCACAGGUUGUUUUGUUCUUGUCCUUGUUCACUCUGACAGGUAUUUACUUAUUAACUAAUGAUGUUAGUAUUAUUCUGUAUUUACUAGUAAGGUUCAUAAAUUAACAAAAAUGGUAAAAUUUGCCAUAAAAAUGUUGGAAACAAGAGAUUUCAAUGCUAAAAGAGCAAUAUUUAUCAUAAAUGUAAUUAUAAUGAUGAAAGGAAAUAUUUUUCUCAUCUGUAGGUGGAUGAUGCCUUGGAAAAGUGAGGCUACAGUUUAAGAC